AUGAAAUCUUUAGUGUUUUUCAAGUUGUUAGGAGUAUUGGCUUUUGUUUCUAUGUUAUAUGGUGGUGUUCAUUGUAAAGAGUGUACAAACAUUUAUACUCCAUUGUCAUCACAUACUUUUAGAUAUGAGUUAUUGUCUUCAAAGAAUGAAACUUUAAAACAAGAGAUUUUUAGUCAUUACCAUUUGACUCCUACCGAUGAUUCGGCCUGGCUUAACUUGCUUCCUAGGAAGGUGUUGAGGGAGGAAGACGAGUUUGAUUGGGCUAUGACAUAUAGAAAGAUGAAGAAUUCGGGUGAAGUUUAUGGUUUGUUGAAUGAGGUUUCACUCCAUGAUGUGAGAUUGGAAUCAAAUUCAAUGUAUGGAGUUGCUCAGCAAACUAAUUUGGAAUACUUGUUAAUGCUUGAUGUUGAUAGAUUGGUUUGGAGUUUUAUGAAAACAGCUGGUCUGGAGAUUCGUGGUAAGCCAUAUGGAGGUUGGGAGAAACCAGAGAUGGAGGUUCGAGGUCAUUUUGUUGGUCAUUACCUUAGUGCCACAGCACAGAUGUGGGCUAGCACCUACAAUGACAGUCUUGGAGAGAAAAUGUAUGCUGUGGUUUCUGCACUAAAUGAAUGCCAGGAAAAGAUGGGUACAGGGUAUCUUUCUGCCUUCCCAUCAGAGCAAUUUGAUCGCGUUGAAGCUAUACAACCAGUCUGGGCACCGUAUUAUACAAUUCAUAAGAUAAUGGCAGGUCUUUUGGAUCAGUAUACUUUAGCUGGCAAUCCUAAAUCUUUGAAUAUGACUACAUGGAUGGUUGAUUACUUCUACGAUCGGGUGCAAAAUGUGAUCACCAAAUAUACUAUUCAAAGGCACUGGGAUUCGUUAAAUGAAGAAUUUGGUGGCAUGAAUGAUGUUCUUUAUAGGCUGUACAGAAUAACGGGUAAUUCAAAGCACCUAGUGUUGGCUCAUCUUUUUGACAAACCAUGCUUUUUAGGACGCUUAGCUGUUAAGGCUGAUGACAUAUCGAAUUUUCAUGCAAAUACACACAUUCCAAUUGUUAUUGGAUCACAACUGCGUUAUGAAAUUACUGGUGAUCCAAUUUCUAAGGAAAUUGGGAUGUUCUUCAUGGAUAUUGUCAAUUCUUCCCACGUCUACGCAACUGGAGGGACAUCAGCCGAUGAAUUUUGGUCAGAUCCGAAGAGGUUAGCAAGCAAGCUAAGCAAAGAGACCGGAGAAUCGUGUACUACCUAUAAUAUGCUAAAGGUUUCCCGCCACUUGUUCAGAUGGACGAAAGAAAUAGUAUAUGCUGAUUAUUAUGAGCGUGCAUUAACAAAUGGUGUGCUCAGUAUCCAAAGGGGGAGAGAUCCUGGAGUGAUGAUAUAUAUGCUUCCACUUCGACCGGGUGCUUCCAAAGCUCGGACCUACCAUAAAUGGGGAUCGCCGUUUAAUGACUUUUGGUGUUGCUAUGGAACAGGGAUUGAAUCAUUCUCCAAAUUGGGAGAUUCUAUUUAUUUCGAAGAGAAAGGUAAUUCUCCUGGGCUCUACAUCAUCCAGUAUAUAUCUAGCACUCUUGAUUGGAAGUCUGGGCAAAUUGUGGUGAGUCAGAGCGUAGACCCUGUUGUUUCGUGGGACAAUCGCCUUCUAGUGACAAUAAUGGUGUCAUCAAAGGGGAAUGAAACUAGUGCACCAUCUACAUUGAAUCUGAGGAUACCAAGCUGGACAGAUUCAAGUAGCGCAAAAGCAUCCUUGAACGGAGAGAACUUAUCUCUACCUCCACCAGGUAACUUCCUUUCGAUCACCAAGGGUUGGGGCUCAGGUGAAAAAAUCAACAUGGAGCUUCCUAUGAAUCUUCGAACAGAGGCUAUUAAAGAUGACCGUUUAGAAUAUGCAUCGAUACAGGCAAUUCUUUAUGGUCCAUACCUUCUCGCGGGCCAUUCUACUGGCGAUUGGGACAUUGAAAGAAAAUCCACUUCUCUCUCAGAUUUGAUAACUCCAGUUCCAUGGGAGUAUAAUUCUUAUCCAUAA
Messenger RNA from Solanum tuberosum (potato), 2001 nucleotides. RefSeq lists its product as uncharacterized. NCBI's taxonomy places the organism in Eukaryota, Viridiplantae, Streptophyta, Magnoliopsida, Solanales, Solanaceae. Gene Ontology annotation, biological process: carbohydrate metabolic process. The record is from RefSeq and is a predicted model, not a curated record. The transcript has 12 exons. The coding region runs from base 1 to 2001 and encodes 666 amino acids.